Messenger RNA from Closterium sp. Yama58-4, 627 nucleotides. The record is from the annotation of a GenBank genome assembly. NCBI's taxonomy places the organism in Eukaryota, Viridiplantae, Streptophyta, Zygnematophyceae, Desmidiales, Closteriaceae.
AUGCUGGACAUGCACGGAUGCAACCUGUCGGGUUCCAUCCCUUCGACCAUCGGCCUUUUGAAAAAGCUCAACUUUUUUGCUGUCAACAGUAAUCAGCUCUCUGGCAGCAUCCCUAGACAGCUCUCUGGCAGCAUUCCCAGACAGGUAGGUACCAAACCACACCAUAACUUCACCAUCCCUCCCUCUUCCCCUCCCUCUUCCCCUCCCUCUUCCCCUCCCUCUUCCCCUCCCUCUUCCCCUCCCUCUUCCCUUCCCCCCUCUCCCCUCCCUCUUCCCCUCCCUCUUCCCCUCCCUCUUCCCCUCCCUCUUCCCCUCCCUCUUCCCCUCCCUCUUCCCCUCCCUCUUCCCCUCCCUCUUCCCCUCCCUCUUCCCCUCCCUCUUCCCUCCUCUUCCUUCCGCCUUCCUCCACCCCCCUCGACAGUAAAACAGCAAUACACCCCCCUCUCAUCUUCUCCUCCGCGCCCUCGUCCCCUCCUUGCGCAGGUGGCAAAUCUAACGCACCUCUGGUGCUUUGGCAUCACAGACAACACCACCUCAGAUACGAUUGUGCUUAGCUGCAUACUCCUUCCCCUCAUCUUCACCCCGCACCCCCUCGCCUCUUUCUUCUUGCACAGGUGGCAAAUCUAA